UUGGGCUCUGCACUGCUGCGCACCGCCUAAAGAGUGACUAUGCUGGCUGAACGAACGAAAAUUGCAAUUCACUCUCCUCAUUGCAAGACUGAUCGCCGACCAGGACGGACGUGUGUACAACCUUUCUCCGCUCGUGAUCUUAGCGAUCCUGUUCUGAUCUAGUUUCGCGAUUCUCGCCGUUUUCGAACGUGAUCGUAUCUAAUUUGCUGUUUGAUUUACUGUCUCGAACGCAAAACCCAACGUUACGCCACCAUAAACAUUAUCACCCAGGCCCACCAACUGGGGUGGUAUGUAACUGGAAGCAGGAAAAGCGUGCUUUUAUUUUCCAUUCGUGUGCACUGCGUGGAAUGUGUUAUUCGCUAUCAGCUCAUGUAAUACGCGUGUGAAAAGUUUAGUGGCUCCAUUGAAAGUGCCACAGACAAGGAAGCACACCGCAGCACGUGGAGGAAAAGUGAGUGCGAGAAAAUCAAAAAUCCAUCUCUCGGAAAAUCUUGCGUGCAUGGACCUCGAAUCUACCUCGGCUAAAGACGCACAGCCAAGAGCCGAGACCGUCACAUGUCAGUCAACCUUGCGGUUAUUUAUCUUUUUUGUUUGCAAUUCCAUUUUCCAGCGCACCUCCGCCACCAAGUGCGAUAUUUGGCGCGAUUAAUUAAAUCCAUAAAUUAAAAGUGAAACUCGUGCGAUUUGAGACGCGGUCAGAAGCAAAAGUGGUGCAUCAUCGCUCGCAAAUACCAGCCCAUAUCGGACGGUUGUUGUUGUUGUUGAGGUGGUUGCGGCGAACUCCAGUACAAGCGCGCUAAAGGUUUGACGUCGAUGAUCGACUGCAAUCGCAACAUAAUAAUUCCACGGCAUAAACGCUGAGUGUGGGUUGUAUGGAAAAGCUGAAUCAUUCGCAUCGAUAGAGGCGAUCUUGGAGGAAAGGAGGAACGAGUGGAAGAAGGCGAUUUUGGGUGAUAAUCAACUACCGAUAUCCGCAGGAAACUACCAAACUCGGAACCGAAACUUGUCGGGUGCGAAGAUGGCGUUCUUCAAGAGUAUUUGGAAAAACAAUUCCAAGCACAAAAAACUGUGCGAGGAGCUGGCCCUCGCCAACAACAUCCGGGACUUUUCGGAUAACCACGAAGAGCUGGAAGAUGGCUUUGGCGAGGCAAUCGCCUACAGUGUCAAGUAUCUGGGCAAUACGGCGAUUCCGACGCCACGCGCGGAGAACUCCACCGCCGAUGCCGUGAAGAAGAUCAUCACAGCUGCCAAAGGAAACAAAAAACUUCAACGCGUAACACUGUCGAUCUCGCCGAAGGGCAUCGAAAUGUUGGACCUUACAACGGGUGAAACUCUGUUGCAGGUGUCGAUCUACAACAUUUCCUACUGCUCGGCGGACGCCGCCCACGAUCACGUGUUCGCGUUCGUCGGCACUGUCACCAAUCCGGAAGCGGAGGUAAAGGAAAUGUGCUUCCGCAAGGACGCCGAAGAGGUCGAAUUCGAAGGACCGCUGAUUUGCUAUGCUUUCCUAUGCCAGAAGCGCAAAAUGGCCCAAACCGUAACGCUGACCGUGGCACGUAGCUUCGAGAGGGCCUAUCAGAUUUGGCAGAGCAAGCAAUUUCACGCCGAACGGAAGCGAAAGGAGCUGGCGAAGCUGAAUGCAACCAAUCGAGUGGAAAGUAGUAACAGCGGUAGCAGUAGCAGUAGCGGCAGCAACAGAAAAACGGGGCUGCGAGAUGAAGCGGACAGUCCUAGUUUACUGAUCGAUUUCAACUCGGAUCUGACGGCGGAGAUUUGCUCCAAGGAUCAUCGGGAGCUAUUGCAGAAUACUUGGGUUUCAUUUGAAGAUGAUCAAUCGCAAGAAUUCUUCGCAGUGCCAAAUCUCAAUACUGCCAAUGGAUGGAGCAGGACGGCUAUUUGCUCAAACUGAGGGAAUCUUCAGCUGACUAUGUUUAAGAUAGUUUGUAGUUGUUUUUUAUGAUUAUAUUUUACGAUUUUGAAUAAAACGAAAAUCCAAAAAAGAAACCUUCAUCGAGCACAAUA
Ochlerotatus camptorhynchus is the source of this 2022-nucleotide messenger RNA. Its product is annotated as low density lipoprotein receptor adapter protein 1-A-like. Lineage: Eukaryota; Metazoa; Arthropoda; Insecta; Diptera; Culicidae. The record is from RefSeq and is a predicted model, not a curated record. The coding region runs from base 1019 to 1909 and encodes 296 amino acids. The transcript has 4 exons.